UGACGCGAUGAAUAAACGUUGGUUCAACAAUGAUGCAUGCAUUUCAAAUUACUGCCCAUGGAGGAAGUACACGCAUCUGACUCAAAACCGACUACAAACCCGACUUUGAUACAUUGAUCCUUCCAUGUUCAUCAUCAUAUGUGAAAAUGUGAAUUAUCAACGCUUGAUCAAAUAAGCACUGCCGUACUUAUUAAUGGACUUGAUUCAAGAUAAUAGAGGAAUCGGGCUCGUGUGUGGAUAUUGCCUUUUUAUAUGAUGCCCAGACAAGAUGGCAAGGUUGCCAUAGUGACAGGAGGAGGCAGGGGAAUCGGCUAUGAGGUAGUCCGCCACAUGGCCAGGCUGGGGGCACAUGUUAUCAUAGCUGGGAGGGAUGAGCAGGAGGGUCUGGCAGCCGUCAGAAGGAUCUGUGAAGAGUACAAAGAGGCCAAAGUGGAGUUCAAUACACUGGACCUAGCCUCUUUGCAGUCUGUCCGUCAGUUUGUCCAAAGCUUCAAGAAGCGGGACCUGCCGCUAAACAUCCUGGUAAAUAAUGCGGGCGUCAUGCUGGUUCCUGAGGGCCGUACUGAAGAUGGAUUUGAGCAGCACUUUGGGGUGAACUACUUAGGCCACUUCCUGUUGACCUGGCUACUCCUGGAUGCACUGAAGGAUUCUGGGAAAUGUGGUCACUUCUCUCGUGUGGUCAAUGUCUCCUCCUCUGCCCACUGCAUUGGCAAGAUCAGACUAAAUGAUUUAAAUAGCUGCCAGUGUUAUUCAGCCCAUGCUGCUUAUUGUCACAGUAAGCUGGCCCAGCUGUUAUUUAGCUCCCAUCUCCACCAGGAGCUGCAGCAUGGAGGUUCCCCAGUGAGUUCAUGUGCUGUGGAUCCUGGCAUGGUGGAUACAGCUCUGUACCGCCACCUCUGGAUGCCCCUCCGUCUGGCACACAGCACCGUUGCUCACCUACUUUUGAGGACUCCUGCAGAGGGGGCUGCCACAGUGCUGUAUGCCGCCCUAUCACCGGCCCUGGAGGGGGAGUUUGGAGGAGGCUACUGGGCCAAUGGUUGCAGGGAGAUGACAACACCGCCGACCUUUGACCCCCAGCUUCAGCUGAGCCUAUGGGAGACCAGCCUCCAGUUACUAGGCCUGUAGUAGCAUCGGACUAAAGGACAACCAACAGGACUCCACCCUGAAGAAAACAUCAGAUACAGACCCUGAACUCGGGCCAGCCAGCCACCUUCCUUCUCCUCCUUCCUUUUUUCUCAGUAUUUUUUCUCUGUCCAUACCUCACAUCGAGGUGUUUGUAGCGCUUUAUGUUGACAGUGUCACAAUCCACCGCUGGACUGUGAUUGGUUAUUUGGCAAGAAAAGACCUCCUUUUGGUUCCAGACCCGCCAAAAAAGGGCUACUGGUCAUGGAAGACAUUUUUUUUGUUUUUCACUGUGAGCAAGCAAACAUACGUAUGCGUACAAACACACUCUAGGGUUACACUGAUACAUGAUUCUACUGUCAUAUAUGCUGGGCAAAUGCCGACAUCAGUUGUCAAUUCUACGAUCAUAGCUAACCUCAGAUGUCUAGCCAGAGAAAUCAUUUCAGUGUUGUAUUCAACAACCUGCUAUGGCACCUCCUCCACUCUGCCUUAAUGUCACUAGUCUGGCUUUCAAUUAAGAGUUUCACUGUCCACAGUAAACUAAAUGCUCUUUCAGAGGCUUUUCCAUACAAAUAUAAAAUUCGAGGUAUGAAAAUAGGCUGAAUUUUGGCACAGCAUACUGGCUGUAAAAUCACGUCAGUCAAACCCUAGCACACGCUCUCACACACACACACACACACACGCACACACACGCACACACACGCACACACACGCACAUUCAUGCACCAUGACAAUGAUCAGAAUCUCCAAAUCUGAACCCGCCUUGCUGUGGCGGGGGAAUGUGAUGUCAUGACUUUGCUUUGACACAUCACAGUGAUUUCCCAGCUCGUCUUGCCAUCCCGGCCGUUUUACUGGGAGCUCCUUGUUCUUUUGGUACGUUCUUGUGCUUUUGCUGGUUACUACUGUACUGAAUCCUCAUGUUAACUGCUGGUUGUAGUUGUAUGAUAAGCUGUGUUUCAAAAAAAAAAAAAAAAAAAAAGGUGACUUCUGCUGUUCUCAUGAAGAUGCUGGGAAAACGUUAUCAACUCCUCCAUCCUCCAUCUCUCUCUACCGCUCUAAAAUCCAACAAAAGACACUCCUUUGGACUGAUGGAGGGAUUUGGGAAGACAGUGAAAAAAAGAAGAGAUCCCAUGUAAAAGUAGGGCCAAAUGUAGAGCGAUUCCCCUCUAUAGACUGGAGGGUGAUGGGACAUUUGUUUUCAUUCUGGGGAAUUUUCUCGCUGUUGACAUUUUCUGAAGCCAGGAUUUCCAGACGUUUCUGUUUGCUUUUGUCUGCUCAGAAACAAAAAGGGAAGGAUGGGGAACCAACCUCCUCUUCAAUCUGUCCCGGUUUUCCUUUGUGAUCUGUGUUAAUCGGUUUUACUGUGCCUGUGAUACGUGUGUGUGUGUGUGUGUGUGUGCGCGCUUUAUUACGCAUGAGUUAAGAAUUAACUCUUGCUAUAGACCCAAUUCAUGUUAAUGGAUAGCACAACAAUGGCCAGUCCAGAAGGAACAGCAACGGACAGGAGAGAGAGGGAAAGCACUUUUUUUUUUUCAACAUUCAAUCUGUGAUUGGUUCCUCAUUGCUGCUGCUGGUGCUGCUUCCUCAUUUGGCGCCGCUCCCAGUGCAUUGUGGGAUUGAGAUUUCCCAGUGGUGAGAAUCAAACUCCAUCUGCUAAGCUGACACACACUCACUCUCAAACAUUGGAAGCAGUACAUCCAGGCACAGGCUUAUCUAAACAAGCAUACAGCAAACAAAUACGUCUGUCUCUCAUUCAGGAAAAUACUCUCAUACUCUCAUACACGCACACAUACACACAGCCAUAACGCCAUCGCCACUGUGAUUAACCAUUUUAGCUGUGAAGAUUAAAAGUUUUAUCUCAAAUUGACAAGUUUUGGCUAAAAGUCCUUCCCCACAUGCUCUCCCAUAGCUGUAUGUGUAUAUUGUUGCUUUGAAUACUGCCACUGAGCAUCCAGUAUUCGUUAUUAUCUGCCGUAUGUGAAGCAAUAGUAUCACUGUGGUACUGUACCUAAUUCAGCCAGUAGCGCAGAGCCAGACAUUCAGACUAGGAAAAGAGUCCAAGACUGUGAAAGUGUAUAAAUGGAAAAGAAACCAGCUUCAGGUUACUCAUAUAUCAGGAAUUCUAAAUUUCUUUGUUUUCAUGUAGACAUGGGUUAGACAAUGAAGACAUUAAAGUGCACUGUUUUGAAUAGAUGAAUUUAUUUAGCUGUAUUAAAAAAAAAAAAUAUAUAUAUAUAUAUAUAUAUAUAUAUAUGCCAGUUCAGGAGCUGGAUCCUCUGAAGGAUGCAGCCCACAAAAGUCUGGUCCUCAGAAGACCUGAAUUGGUCUUGACUGAAAGACCUUGGCUGAGGUGAGGCAUGUAUGUUUGUUUGGUUUUCAGGCACUUAAGUAUUAUCUAGCAAUCUAUAAGUCGGAACUUGGUAAUCAUGAUAUCAACUCUGAUAUGACGACAUAAAGGCAGAAUAACUCUAGGAAAACACAUUACAGCUUGGGUUGGCUGUGAUUGGUUUCCAUUAUAGAGUGACUGAAAUGUUUCCAAUCAGGCCCGUGUUUUUCAAGUGGAAAACAAAAUAAUUUGAUAGAGAGGAGCUGAUUCUAGUCGACCAAUCAAGGCUCAGUGUGUUGAGGACUUUAAUUCGGUUAAAUAAAUUCAGUUCAGCCUUUAAUGUCAUUGGAUUAUUUUGACAAAAUAUCGCAAUCCAGAACCUCACUGUAUUUGAAAAGGAAAUCCAGCUGAAUAAAAUGAGAUGUUUGAAAUUCAACUUUAAAGCAAACAUUUCCUGAGUUUGUUUUUUUUUUUUUUAUAGUGUAGCAGUUGUGUGGAAAAUGACUCUAAAUGCCAGCAAUACUCCUCAGUUUUCAAGUAUUUUUUUCUUCUACUCAGUGUUGGAAACAAAGUGUUAAUUGCCUCAGUGCUUCCUUGUUUGACUGUGUGGUUCCUCGAGGCUACUGUACUGACGAAACAACAGAACAGACAACUAAACCUAGUCCCGGUGAAACAAAUGUUCUCCCUUCACACAAAUGAAAACACCAGCUUACCACUCAGCAGCGCUCAUUUAAAAAAGGACAAGGCUACAGUAUGAGCUACAUCCUGUCUAAGAGCUAGCGUGUUUUUCACAGUCCAGCGGCUACAGUAGAUGUAUCAAAACCUGAGAGGGAGAACGUCUGAGCACAAGAUUUUCCAAAGACGAGGUGAGGCGGAGUGUGGAGGUCUGUCUUGGUGUUCUUGUUGUGUCAGUGUGCAGAGGGGGCUGCUAAAUUAUCAAUGAUUACCUUGUUAUAUAUUUAGCAUACUCCUGAAGCGUUCUACACAGACAGGACAACACAGUGAACUUUCUGAACUUGAGUUGCAAGUAUAGAAAAAGAGCAAAAACAGCUCAAGUAACUGUCUGUGAUAUCGUCUGUAUGUGAUUUACUCGUAUAUGAUCAUUUUAAAGUGUUGUCACCGCUGGACGUGGACCAGUGGAGCUGUAUGUAGACUGAAAAUGCUCUAAUAGCCAUUAUUCUGACUGACCUGGGAUUACAUUUAUAUUAAAUGUUCUGGUCCCAAGUUCUGCAAAUCCUAAAUGUGUAUAUGUAUAGGAAGAGAUAAUAAAGAUGUAUACAGGGGGUAACCAGAUGAACUGAGUCUUUACUCUGGUGGCAGGACCAGCUCCAACACAUGCAGACAUUUUUCUGUCCUCACAUUUAGGCUAAUGCAUAUACCUGUAUAUCAUUUUCUCAUUUGGUUUGAGUGAGACUUUUCACUUGAGUCCCUGCGGGCUGCAAAUAGAGGACAUUCCCACCUCAAAUCCAGUGUAAACAUUCAGUCCAUCUGGGCCCCUGAGGAUUCAUGAAACGUGCAAAAUGUUUUAUUUUUGUCAUUAUUUUGUUGUUGUAGGAAUACACAUUUUAUUGCUUUUGCUGUGCCUAUGAAGAAAAUCUCCCUCAUAUAUGUGUAACUGUGAAUUUUCCAUGUAGAAAUGAGCUUGUAGAAACUGUGAUACUGUCUUGUCCUGUGCAUUGCUGUAAGUUUUUUCUUCUCUUUGGAGUGAAGGGAAUGGAGAUGAGGAGUGUGGAUGUGUGUGUGUGUGCGUGUGUGCGUGCGUAUGUGUCUAGAUUAGGGAGUUCAUGUCCAUGUUUUUUGUCGAUGGUUGUGACAUUCCAGCAGCAGCCACCACCUUUUCUAUUAU
Messenger RNA from Seriola dumerili (greater amberjack), 5294 nucleotides. RefSeq names its product dehydrogenase/reductase SDR family member on chromosome X-like. NCBI's taxonomy places the organism in Eukaryota, Metazoa, Chordata, Actinopteri, Carangiformes, Carangidae. The record is from RefSeq and is a predicted model, not a curated record. Bases 253 to 1125 code for a protein of 290 amino acids. The transcript is spliced from 7 exons.